This is a messenger RNA of Exophiala oligosperma, 2400 nucleotides long. RefSeq lists its product as uncharacterized. The record is from RefSeq and is a predicted model, not a curated record. Bases 1 to 2400 code for a protein of 799 amino acids. The transcript has a single exon. Lineage: Eukaryota; Fungi; Ascomycota; Eurotiomycetes; Chaetothyriales; Herpotrichiellaceae.
AUGGAUGACAGCGGUCCUCUAUAUAAUGUACGCAUGAAGCGUGGACAGGGAUAUAAUUCAUACAUCCAAGAAGUCCGAAUAGACAAUGCUGUCACAAUCACCAGACUUGACGAGCAUGCACCGACCUCGGGCGGCACCAGCAGUAGUGAUGCCGACACAGUCACGGCAGGGAACACGACGACGACGACUAAGGCGUCGACAUCCAAUGCGCCCUCACAACAAGGUCUGGACAAAAUCGAUAUCAUUGCCGCCUUUCAGGAAAGUCUGAAGAGCAUUAUGGCGACGGCCGAAUCAACACCACCACCACAACAAACAAAACUCCUCCCGUACUUACUGAAACUCGACCCGAAUGCACGACAUAAUCAAACAGUGACGUUCUCGUCCAAGCAGGUCAAGAGCGUCCUCGAGAUGAACAACGCCAUGGGCUUCAAUGCGUCUGCGGCCAUCAAAGCCACCAGCUUGGGUCCGGGAGCAGAAGCUGGUGCCAGCCUCGCGACGAGUUCCGACCUUGGAGCCAACGACGUCAAUUUCCUCGUGCAUGUCAAGGUGGUCAAUGAAGUCGACGACCGCAAAGAAGAAUGGUCGUUCAACGAGGUAGCAAGUCUCAACAAGGUCCUCGGCGGCGACGAGAAGGACGAACACGCCCGCAGUGUCCAGUUCACCCGCAUCUAUGGAGACUGUUUUGUCUCGGAUUUUGUGGAGGGUGGCGAGAUGUAUGCGUGGAUCGGCAUCAAGUCGCUGGACCGCAAAAACUCGAGGCAGUUGGCCAUGCACGCCUCGGCGCAACUGACGCCCAUGGGCCUUCCGGUGCAGGCCUCGGCGGAGUCGAACAUGUCCCAGGAACGCGAUCGGCUCUUUUCACAGGCCACGACGUCGAUCCGUAUCCAGUGGCGAGGCGGCGGACAGAUCAAGAACCACGAUUUCCCCUGGGGCAUGGACAAUCUGGUCCUGAUCGCCAAUGCCUUUCCGUCCAUGGUGGCCGCCAAACCGGCCAAGAUCCGCGCCGUGCUGACACCGUAUGCGGCGCUGAAGAGUUUCCAGGACCAUCGGCUGGCCAACCCACAGAUCCCCUUGCCGCUGACGUACGACCACUGCGCCAUCUACACCAGUACCCUGUACGAGGACUUUAUGGCUUUCCAAGAAUUGUGUGAAACGCUCAAUGACAUGAUUCGUGCUCCCCAAGGUUAUCGAAAUCGAGACGGCGACAAGACAAGGAAGGACAAUCAAAAGGCUUCUGUCCUGGUGGAAAGGAUCACAGAAGUGGCUGACACUGUACCGCCGACAGCUAACGACGCGGGCUCAUCUCCGGGACCGGGCAAGAAGACACGUGCACUCAUGGACCUGGACGCAAUACUCUCGGACUCGACUCGCAAAUUGGCCAACAUGGACCCCGAGCCACACAAGCUGAGCAUGAUGAGGCUCCUGUGUCGUUCGUCGAUGAUAUAUAUUCAAGAACAGGCAGCGGCGUUGGUCGUCGAUCCCGCGCGAUCCAUCACCAACAAAGACAAGCACGGGCGGCACGUGUAUAGUCUUCCAAAAUACGUCUGUCCGGGGGUCAUUCAGAGCAUUCUUCCCGUGCCCAGAUACGACAACAGUGGUGGCGAUUGGCGGGUCAAGGAGCUCGCCGACUUGUGUGCUGCGAAAAACAUUCUCAGCGACUCAUUGAAUUACUGGUGGGAUGUCAUUGGUGAAUCCUUGUCUCGGUACAGGAGGUACGAACACUUUGCGAUGGGGAACUUUGACCUCGAUGAUGAAGAGUUCCCCCAGCGCGUUGCAGUACAGCCCUUUGGAUCAAGAUGGUUUCAUGGCCGUCGACUGAAAGAUAGUCACAAUGCCAUUGCCGGAAUCGGGCUCGGAUACGCGGACAAGAAAACAACAUUCAAUGUCAAUACCCAGACCGUCGAGGGCACUGAGGUCCGUGGACUCAAACAAUCCAGCGCAGAAGAGCAGGCGUCAAUGUUUGCAAACAUUUUCGUUGGGUCCAAGCCGAGUGCAGAGAGGUGGAAGCAGAUCGACGAAGGCAGUCUGAGUGCUGCCCCGAUCAAUCUAGUGAACGUGUAUUACCUCCCUGGUACUGGUAGAAUUGCAGGGAUCGAGUUUCUCUCGGACCCGAACGUGACAGAGUUCAGUGACAGCUCGACAAGAGCGACGAGGGUGUUUGUUCACAAGGCUUGGAAACAAGGUGUAAAUGCAGACAGUGUCGAGGUGGAGGAUUUGCCGGACGAGAUGGAGUGCCAGAGCUUGUUCCCGGGAGAUGGCCUGUCAGGAGACGAUGUUGAUAAGACUUGGAUGUUUGCUGGUUUGGUCGGGGCGUUCGAGAAGACUGGGAUGGUAGGGAGUGUCGGUGGCAGAGUGUUGGCCAAGGUGGCGGUAGUUUGGAAGAGACGCCCGGGGACUUGA